This is a messenger RNA of Limanda limanda (common dab), 2075 nucleotides long. RefSeq lists its product as uncharacterized. NCBI's taxonomy places the organism in Eukaryota, Metazoa, Chordata, Actinopteri, Pleuronectiformes, Pleuronectidae. The coding region runs from base 3 to 1871 and encodes 622 amino acids. The transcript is spliced from 10 exons. The record is from RefSeq and is a predicted model, not a curated record. Gene Ontology annotation, molecular function: transmembrane signaling receptor activity. Gene Ontology annotation, cellular component: plasma membrane.
ACAUGAAGGUCUGCUACACUUUGAUCUGCUGCUUCUUCCUGUAUGACGUCAGCGAAGGGAUCACCUACUACUCAGCUAAUGAAGGAGGAAACAUCACCGUCAAAUAUCCCUUCCGUUCAUCUGGAAGCAGGAAGUUAUGUCGGGGACCAUGUGAAGCAGGAGAUGUUCUCAUUGAAACAGAAGGACAUGAAGCGGAGAGCGGCCGAUACAGCAUCAAAUAUGAGAAAACAGGUGACGCUGAAGGAGAUCUGACAGUGACCUUCACACAGGUCAGCAAGUCUGACUCUGGAACGUACCAGUUUGGCCUCGGCAGUGAUUCUUCUUCGUAUCGGGAGUUUGGGAUCAUCGUCAUUGAUGCUCAGCUGGACGGAAGCUCUGAAGUAAAACAGCUCUAUAAGAGAAGUGGAGGAGACGUCAAUGUUCAAUGUUUCUUCACUAACCCCAAAGGAAGUCAAUACUUCUGCAGAGAAGAAUGUGGAGAGACAAAGAACGUUCUCGUCAAAACAAGUGGUGGCGAAGAACGAAGCGGCAGAUACAGCAUCUUGUAUUUAAGGCAACAUGAAGGAGAAGGAGGAUAUCUGCAUGUGACCAUCACACAGCUCAUCAGCUCCGACUCAGGAAGCUACAGAUGUUCUAUGGGUGAAGAAUCACACAUAGACUUCAAAGUCAUUGUCACAGAUGCUCAGCUGGACGGAAGAUCUGAAGGAAACCAGCUCUAUACGAGAAGUGGAGGAGACGUCACUGUUGAAUGUUUCUUCCCUAACCCCAAAGGAAGUAAAUACUUCUGCAGAGAAGAAUGUGGAGAGACAAAGAACGUUCUCGUCAAAACAAGUGGUGGCGAAGCACGAAGCGGCAGAUACAGCAUCAAGUAUUUACCACAAAAUAAAGGAGAAGGAGGAUCUCUGUUUGUGACCAUCACACAGCUCAUCAGCUCCGACUCAGGAAGCUACAGAUGUUCUAUGGGUGAAGAAUCACACAGAGACUUCAAAGUCAUUGUCGCAGAUGCUCGGCUGGACGGAAGAUCUGAAGGAAACCAGCUCUACAAGAGAAGUGGAGGAGACGUCACUGUUGAAUGUUUCUUCCCUAACCCCAAAGGAAGUAAAUACUUCUGCAGAGAAGAAUGUGGAGAGACAAAGAACGUUCUCUUCAAAACAAGUGGUGGCGAAGCACGAAGCGGCAGAUACAGCAUCAAGUAUUUACCACAAAAUAAAGGAGAUGGAGGAUCUCUGUUUGUGACCAUCACACAGCUCAUCAGCUCUGACUCAGGAAGCUACAGAUGUUCUAUGGGUGAAGAAUCACACAGAGACUUCAAAGUCAUUGUCACAGAUGACUCCACAACAACAUCUCCCAGUUCCAGCUCCAGUUUCACACGUUCAUCAGCUUCACCUGAAACCACCGACCAGUCUGAGGACCAGACACCUGAGACCACAGGAGCUGAUACGUCCUUCUCGACCAAGAACUUGAUUCUGACUGUGGGACUGACGCUGGUCGUCAUGGUGAUCCUGUUAUCAGGGGCCGCACUGAUGUUCUGCAGAAACAGGACUAACAGACCCAGAGAACCUCCGGUGGAGACGGAUCCUGCUUCUGUCCCUGAGCCCGACCCCGAGAACAAUGAUAUCGGAGACGAGGGCCGACCUCCUGCUGCUGUGGAAAUCUCUCCAGAUUACUCUUACGUCAAGUACAGCACAACACAACCAGUCACAGCCGGUGAUGACGACAACUUUGUCACUGCUGCUACUUCUCAGCACAAUGCUGACGACAGCUCAGCUUCACUCACCUACGCUCAGGUGAAUAUUUCCAACCGGGCCACUGGCUCUGCCAACAGCGCCCCCCCUGGUGAGGAGGAUGUCGUCUAUUCCGUCCUUCAGUAGAUAAUCUGUCACUUCAGCGUCUCCUCUCUCAUUGGUCGACAGGAAGCUGCUGAGGAUAAUCUGAAGCACAUGAAGACAAAAGUCUGUUUGUGUGAACGGGACUUUUUUCUUAUUUUAGAUUAAUAUAAUUUAUAUUAUAAGUGUGUUUUGUAGUUUCCUCCCACAGUCCAACACAUGGAGCUUGAUGGACUGAAUGUGUGAUUG